Molecule: messenger RNA, 642 nt
Organism: Chaetomium globosum CBS 148.51
Lineage: Eukaryota; Fungi; Ascomycota; Sordariomycetes; Sordariales; Chaetomiaceae
Exons: 4
Coding region: 1-642 (213 amino acids)
Cellular component (GO): nucleolus
Source: RefSeq, a predicted model, not a curated record
AUGCCCGCGCCAACAGCCCUCCUUCAGCCAGCGGCCGUCCCCGAAGCGGCCCUCGUGCCUGUGCCUGAGCAAGAGGAUGAGCUCCUUGUCGACAUGCAAGAUGCCAACACGGUCGACCCUACCGCUAUUGCGCCGCCGACAACCGCCGAAGAAACUGAUAUGGUAGUGGACGAGGAGGGACGGCCAAGGUUUGCGCCAGGGAAGGAUAUCGACCCCGUUCGCCGUGCCGAGACAAGAAAGAUCCCCAUCCCGCCAAACCGCAUGUCUGCAUUGAAGAGCAACUGGUCCAAGCUCCAAGUGCGCAUGAACAUCAAGGAGAAGCGCGUCGAGCUGCGGUCCUCCAAAUUCACCACAUCCAACGACUCGCUACAGAUGGGCGCCGACUUUGUGUCAGCCUUCGCGAUGGGCUUCGACAUCGAUGACGCAAUCGCGCUGCUACGUCUAGACUCGCUGUAUAUUCAGUCCUUCGACAUCAAGGAUGUCCGCCAGACGCUUGGGCAGGACGCGCUGGGCCGCGCCAUUGGGCGGAUUGCGGGCAAGGACGGGGUAUGUCGGUUUUUCAAGUUCCACGCAUUCGCCCUCGCGAAGGCGGAGGGCUGUGUUGUUGUGUAUGGGGGAUUUAUUGCUGCGGGCCGUGGGUGA